Ogataea polymorpha is the source of this 1041-nucleotide messenger RNA. RefSeq lists its product as uncharacterized. Gene Ontology annotation, biological process: vacuolar transport. The coding region runs from base 1 to 1041 and encodes 346 amino acids. The transcript has 6 exons. The record is from RefSeq and is a predicted model, not a curated record. Lineage: Eukaryota; Fungi; Ascomycota; Pichiomycetes; Pichiales; Pichiaceae.
AUGGGUGCAAAAUCUGAACCUGAACUAAGCAAGGUUAGUUCUAAAAAUACUGUCGCUAACACGAUUGAUGUCCUUGAUAUUCGUGAACUACUGAAACCCAAAAUAUGGAAGAUCAAGCUUGCACGCAUACGUUCUCCGUACCAAGACUUGAUUGUCUCCCUCAAAGUAAAAAUUAAGAUUUACUUAACUCUGAAAAUGAUCAGGCCCCGAAAACCAGUCAUUUUACUUGCUUCUGUGGUCUGUAUUCUUGUGGUUUUUGGAAUUGUAAGCUCUCGAAAUGAGAAAUUAAAAGCAGAGAUACAAGAGGAGGCAAACCAUUUGCUUUAUCAAUGGGAAACUCUCGAAAAGACUUCCAAGUUUGUUCACAAGCAAAACUAUACAAGUGAAAUUUCACCCGAACCUUGUACUGUGAUAAAUCCCCUGACCAAUCAAUUUUUUGAUCUUCGACCUUUAGGUGCAUUGGGAAACGAUGGGCUGGUACAGGCAUGGAAUGCACGCGGCUACGAUUAUGGUCGAAACUUUUCCAUAGGUAUUUGUUCGACCCCAUUAAAACAGCCUCAAAGUCUUCCAGAGUCAGAUUUUGAAGGUGUCACAAAUAAAAGUGAGGUUGGUGGUUAUUAUACUGAUACAACAGGUCACAAAAAAUCCAUAGGACAGAUAUCAACGACUCCAAAAUUCAGAGGACGGAAGCUGGUUCUUGAAUACACAGACGGUAGUGUUUGUGAAGGCUUCAAAAAUGAUGGCUCACUAAAAAAGUCGACCAUUUUAUCGUUUGUUUGUGAUCGGGAGAUUAUGACAAAAGCAUCGAUCUCUUACGUGGGUUCCCUACAUGAUUGUUCCUACUUUUUUGAGGGCCGUCAAUCAGUUUCUCACUGGAAACGCAAUUCUUUCACAGCUGGAGUGAAAAACCUUGCUCAGAGGGAAUUAGUGCACAAUCAAUAUCGUGAUAAUGUGCCAGAAUUCAACAACUUUUUCAGCUCAUUUUCAGGAGAUGAAAACGAGUUGAUUGAUGCACUGGAUGCGCAACAGAAUGAAAACUAA